Molecule: messenger RNA, 813 nt
Organism: Penicillium daleae
Lineage: Eukaryota; Fungi; Ascomycota; Eurotiomycetes; Eurotiales; Aspergillaceae
Gene: rrg9
Product: mitochondrial ribosome assembly protein RRG9
Exons: 1
Coding region: 1-813 (270 amino acids)
Cellular component (GO): nucleus
Source: RefSeq, a predicted model, not a curated record
AUGGCCACUCAGUGUGCUGCCUCGGCCAAAUUGGCCUUGCCGUCGCUUCUUCGCAGCGUCUUUCGCUCGGAAUUCAGCCGUGACUUACGCCCUACUUAUCUCCGCUGGUCUCGUCCUUCAGUACAGCAUCAACACCGACCAUUCAGUUCGACCCCAAGGGCCUGCCAGAUCCAGAUCAAUCAGUCUCCGGAUUUAAUCACUACAUCGGUCGCUCCUCAGACUACCCAACCUACUACUGCUCCACCUCCCUCACCCUCAACUGCAAUCGAAGAAACUACGGCCUCGGAGCCGCGCCAUAAACGUGCAACCGACAGUCCUAAGAAGAGAGGAAAGAAGGAGAGAACCAGUCGGGAUGAUCCGAAAUCACAGCGCGAUGAGCGUAAAUCCUUGCGCAAGGAUAAUAAGCUCGACAAUGUGAAGAAUACCCCAAGGAAAAAGGAGAAGCCCGACCCCUGGCGAACUCAAAAGGAUGCCUUGGACAAGAAAUUCCCCAACGGGUGGAAUCCACCCAAGAAAUUGUCACCCGAUGCGCUGGAAGGUAUUCGUCAUCUAUACGCGACCGCUCCGGAACGAUUCACGACCGCUGUCCUCGCGGAAGAGUUCAAGGUCUCCCCAGAAGCCAUUCGCCGCAUUCUGAAAAGUCGAUGGAGGCCCUCGGAAACCGAGGCCGAGGAUCGUCGCAAGCGAUGGGAGAAGCGUCACGAACGGAUCUGGAGUCGCAUGGCUGAGUUGGGUCUUCGGCCAUCGACCAAGGCCUCUCGGCCGUACUCUGAUGCCAAUACGCUGUAUAAGCCUGGCGAGAGGGAGUUUUAG